Messenger RNA from Suricata suricatta (meerkat), 2619 nucleotides. RefSeq names its product tyrosine-protein phosphatase non-receptor type 11-like. Gene Ontology annotation, biological process: protein dephosphorylation. Lineage: Eukaryota; Metazoa; Chordata; Mammalia; Carnivora; Herpestidae. Gene Ontology annotation, molecular function: protein tyrosine phosphatase activity. The record is from RefSeq and is a predicted model, not a curated record. The coding region runs from base 323 to 1945 and encodes 540 amino acids. The transcript is spliced from 14 exons.
GCCUUGGUGUGCCACUGCUGGAAAGGUGGUAGAGGGAGAUGAACAGGAGAAGACGCCAAAGUUCCAAACGAGGGAAUCUCAAGGUGGUUUCACCCCAACAUCAGUGGAGUUGAGGCAGAGAGGCUGCUGCUGUCCCGGGGCCGGCAUGGGAGCUUCCUGGUGCGACCCAGCAGGAGCUGCCCAGGGGGCUUCACACUGUCUGUCAGGUGCGUGAAGGCGCCACGACGAGGUGACACACAUCAAGAUCCAAAACACGGGAGACUACUACGACCUCUAUGGAGGGGAGAAGUUUGCAACGCUGGCUGAGCUGGUGCAGCACUACAUGGGCCAGUGCGGGGGGCUGCUCCGCGAGCGCAGUGGGGCCCCCGUCGAGCUCCGGCACCCACUGGGCUGCCAGGACCCCAUAUCGGAGCGGUGGUACCAUGGGCACCUGUCUGGAAAGGAGGCUGAGCAGCUGCUGAUAGAAAAAGGACGUCCGGGCACCUUCCUGGUGCGGGAGAGUCAGAGCAAACCUGGGGACUUCGUGCUGUCAGUGCUCACGCAGCAGCCGGACAAGGCAGACCGCCGGCCACGAGUCACGCACAUCAUGAUCCGCUUCCAGCCGGACGGGAUGUAUGACGUGGGAGGCGGGGAACGCUUCGACACUCUCAGAGGCCUGGUGGAGCGCUACACGAAGAACCCCAUGGUGGAGAAGUCAGGGGCUGUCGUGCACCUCAGGCAGCCCCUCAAGACCACGAGGAUCAAUGCUGCAAGCAUCGAGAGCCGAGUACAGGAACUCAGCAGGGCCACGGAUGCCAGCGAGAAGGCCAAGCAGGGCUUCUGGGAAGAAUUUGAGAUGCUGCAGCAGCAGGAAUGCCGGCUCCUGUAUCCCAGGAAGGAGGGACAACGGCUGGAGAACAAACCCAAGAAUCGCUACAAGAACAUCCUUCCGUGGGGUCAGCAGGCAAGGAGGCAGGUGGGGCCCCUCCCUCCCCCUGGAGAUCUGAGCAGCAUCUCCCCCUCCCCAGUUGAUACCACCCGUGUCACCCUGCAUGACGUGGACGACAGUGUGCCUGGAGCCAACUACAUCAACGCCAACUACAUCAGGAGCGAUCCAGAAGAGAAGGACGGCCACGGACAGGGCAAGGUAUACAUCGCCACCCAGGGCUGCCUGCAGACCACAGUGGCUGCCUUCUGGGCGAUGGUGCACCAGGAGAACACACGUGUCAUUGUCAUGGCCACAAGGGAGGUGGAGCGAGGCCGGAACAAAUGUUUCCGAUAUUGGCCAGAGCUGCAUGGCAGCCAAGAACAUGGCCGUGUGUGCGUCUGCAACUUGGCUGAGUACCAGGCCCAGGGCUACUGUGUGCGGGAACUGCAGGUGUGGCGGCCAGAUCAGGAGGAGCCACGGCGCACAGUGAAGCACUACCAGUACUUCAGCUGGCCAGACCACGGGGUCCCGGCUGAGCCGGUUGGCGUCCUUGGCUUCCUGGACGAAGUGAACAGGGCACAGAGCAGCAUGCCAGGGGCUGGACCCAUGGUGGUGCACUGCAGCGCCGGCAUCGGACGCACAGGCACCAUCAUCGUGAUUGACAUCCUGGUGGACGUCAUCCGCAGGCAGGGUCUGGACUGCGACAUCGACGUGCCCAAGACGAUCCAGCUGGUGCGGCGGCAGCGCUCGGGGAUGGUGCAGACCGAGGCGCAGUACAAGUUCGUGUACCUGGCGCUGCAGCGGUACAUCCAGAGCGAGCAGCUGCGGCUGCGCGAGCAGGCGGGGGCAGGGCUCCCCCCGACCCCUCCGACCCCCGCCUCCCGGCGCCCGCCGUCCGAAGAGCACGACUAUCUGAACGUGGGCAUCGCGUCAGCGGACCCGGGCCGCAGCCCUGGACCCGCGUCGUCUCGGGCACCGGCGGCGACCCCGGAGGGCCCCAGCGGCCUGUACGAGAACCUGCGGGGCCUUGGGCGGUGAGGGGCUGCGCCGGAGGCGGGAGCCCGCGGUCCUCGAAAAGACAAGACUGUUGAGCGCUGUACUGACUGGAGCCUGUCCCUGAGUGUGGGGGAGGGGUCCAGGAACCCUCAGACCCUCCUGACCCGGCCUGGAUGCCUAGAAGUGGGCGGGGCAGCCGGGAGCGCCCCUGCCCUUUCUGGGGCUCCCAGGCGAGGGAAGAGGGGGAGACAGGGCUUCAGGGCAGAGGUUUGUCGCCCGCUGGGAGGCCACCAGUCACCACCUGCACAACACAGUGACCAGUGUGACCCCAUGUGGGCCGCGUUUGAGUGUCGGCCUGUAUGUGUGACAUGAGUGACCGAUGAGCAAGUGGCCAGUCUGUGCUUGACCUGACUGCAGCCAUCAGUGUUGGUGCCCCGCUCCGCUGCAUCCUAAGCCCGUCCCCCGCCCCCAGCUGCUCUUCCGCCAGACCCACAGCACAGGCUGCAUGUAGACAAACGCUUAUUUAAUUAGGGAAUGUGGGAAAUGCCCAUGUGAGUGCGUGUGCAACGUCAUGUGCCUGGGCAGGCUCUCAUGUGUGCAUGACUGGUGUGUGUGUGAUGGGUGUGAUGUCGCUGGCAUGUAGUCUGUGGUCACACCCUCCCAACACGGAAGGGCCUGUGGCUUUGUGGUAUUCUCAAUAAAAUGCCUCAUUCUCA